UUUAAUUACUUUCACAUAAAAACGUACAUUUCUGAUAUUAAUUUAACAAUCACAGGUUCUACUGCGAAGAAAUCUUCCUCUCUUGAGAAACUAGUGAUACAGAACAUAGAAAAUGUGAACGAUUUAAAGGAAAAACUCAACGAAAUUAUUGCGGCCGGAAAAGACUACGAAUAUGAUGUUUCUUCGUGUCUUAAAGACUUAAUAAAAAGCAGCGACCAGUCGAUUGUGUUCCUGGCGGCACGGGCGAUAUCCGAACUAGCGAAAUGUGAGAAGAAAAGAGAAACAUAUGCUGAAAACGAAGUUGUGGACACAAUUUUAUCAAUAUUAAAAAAGGACAUUACUUCAGAAAAUGUAGACGUAUUAAUACAGGCUUGCAGAGCUCUGGGUAAUUUGUGCUGUGACUGUGACACAACUAGGACACUGAUACUCAACAAAAAUGCAGUUGAAACACUCCACAAAGUACUGAACACAUGCAUGAAUGACACAACGACACCAAUUCAUGAAUUAAAAGUGCUUGUAUUGAAGACAAUGCUGAAUUAUGCUAUUGGUGGACAAGAAUUCAUAGAAUCAUUAAUGAAACAAGGUAUAUUAGAAGAUCUAAAGAAGAUCUUGGUUCAGUCAUUUGAAAGACUUAAAGUAGAUUAUCAUGCGGUGUUAACAGCUUUGUCGAUACUGAGCGUGAUUAAUAAUAAUGAUCUAGAAUUUGUGUUUGACACAGACAUAAAUAUAGCUGUACUGAAUAUAUUGAAAAUAACAAGAAAUUUUGAGGUGUCGGAGUUGUGUCUGGAGCACUUGCACACUCAAGCUGAACACGAUACAGUCAAGACUCUGAUUGCCAAAGAGGGCGGUGUUAAUCUAGUAUGUGUUCGUAUAGAAGAACUGUUGCAGAGACAUGAGGCGGGCGAAUUGACUGCUGAAGAUACUGAAGUUGAGACUUUAAUGAAGCAAGCUUGCGAUUUUAUUAUAAUCGUUUUGACGGGAGAUGAAGCCAUGAACAUUCUGUACAACAAUGGGGUCGGUGAAGUUUACAUGAAUAUGGUUAGGUGGAUGGAUUCAAUGAACUACCAGCUGUUAGCCACAUCGCUACUGGCUAUUGGCAACUUUGCGAGGCGAGAUGACUACUGUACUCAGAUGAUGGACAACAAGAUAUAUGAUAAACUCCUGGAUGUCUUCGAAUUGUACUAUAACUUCAGUGUACGUAUGCAAAACUAUCCUGAUGAGAUCCACCCGAUAGACAAAAGUACAGUGAUCAAGAUACAACAUGCUUCCUUAUCUGCAAUCAGAAACUUGACAGUUUCACCUGCUAACAAACGAAUCGCUGCAGCUCAGGGUAGAGCCGCACCGCUACUAAUUAGUGCGUUGCCCAACGUCACAGACUACCAAGUGGCCUACAAGCUACUGGCUGCAUUACGUAUGUUAGUUGAUGGACAAGAGGGUGUGGCGCGGCGCGUGGCUGGGUCGCGUAGCGCGUUACAGGCGACGGCGCGCUGGGGACGAGCCGAGCACGCCGGCGCGGCGGGGGAGGCGCCGCGCCUGCUCGCCUGGACCGUGCGCCUGCUGCCCGCCGACCCCGCGCUCGACUGCAUCGUGCAGGCAGAAGGAUGCAUCUCAAAUUUGGUAAACAUGCUGCUGGCAUCUCACUCUCUCAUGCAGAACGAAGCGAUUCUCUCUCUCACUCUGAUAUCUAUUCACAUACUCAAAAACACACCGGAAAACAUGGAAAUGGAAAAGAAAUACGUCACCCAACUGAUAAAUUCUGAAAUAGGCAAGCACGUCACGGUACUAAUUGAAACUAAUUGCGCUAAAAUGCCGCUAGAGGUCGCCGAAAACCUGAUAGCUUUCCUGGAUAUAACUUCAAAGAAUAAUACCAUAGUGUCUGAUUAUAAAGAGUCUAAAGUACACGAAUCGUUGAGGAAAUUUGUCGAAUCAAGAAAGAAUUUCAGCGCUGAACUAAAAUUGUGCAUUGAAAAUGUUAUUUCCAUUAUAUCAGCGGAGUAAUUGAGAUUUUCAUCAUUUCUACGUUACUCUUUCUAUAUUAUUGUGAAAUAGGCUUAACUAUAAAAGCUUAUUCCUCAAAAUUAUAGUCACAAAUUAUAGAUAAUGUAGUCUUUGAUGACAUUUGUCUUGAGAUAUUUAAAUAUUUUCUGUACCUCAUUAUUUUUAAAUAUAAACCUUGAAUAUAAUAAUAGAAAAGUAUAACUAAAACUACUACUGUGUGAAAUUUUGUUCAAAAUAGACAUAAAAAGACAUAUUUUUGCAUUUGUCUGCAUUUUCAUCUCCAAAGCGAAUUUAUCUGUAUUCCUCUUUAAUUGUAUAUAAUUUUUAAGUUUAAAGUGCCAUAAUAAAAAAUGAUUUAAGUUAAAUUUUAAUUUAGAUAUAACAUUUUCUAGUCAUAUUUAUAGAUAAAAAUUAUUUUAUGAUUUUGUUUUUUGUAGUUCUACAUUUUACUUGUUUGUAUGAAAUGAUUUUGAUACUUGCAUUUUUUGAAGUAUUAUCUUUUUUAAUAAAAUUCCAAUGUACUUUUCAUUUAGGUGUAUCAAAUUAUUUGUUUAAUUUUAAGUAUAAUGUCACAUAAUUGAAACAAUUACUAUUAAUAUAAGAACAUUUUUGUCGUUUACAAUCUAUUGUUGAUCUUGAAACUUGAAAUUUCAUAGAUUGUAACGAUGAUAAACUUUCGAAAUAAGUGUUCUAAUUUUAGAAUAAAAAUAUUAUAAAAUUAUCAA
Melitaea cinxia (Glanville fritillary) is the source of this 2723-nucleotide messenger RNA. It is a transcript of the gene vimar, whose product is annotated as rap1 GTPase-GDP dissociation stimulator 1-A. The record is from RefSeq and is a predicted model, not a curated record. Gene Ontology annotation, cellular component: vacuolar proton-transporting V-type ATPase, V1 domain; cytosol. Gene Ontology annotation, molecular function: guanyl-nucleotide exchange factor activity; proton-transporting ATPase activity, rotational mechanism. The annotation marks the transcript as partial. Lineage: Eukaryota; Metazoa; Arthropoda; Insecta; Lepidoptera; Nymphalidae. The transcript has 7 exons. Gene Ontology annotation, biological process: positive regulation of GTPase activity; proton transmembrane transport.